AUGUAUAGAAUGCUGUCAAUACGACGAUAUGCUCUCUUACGACUACAAGUUUUAAAAUAAACAACAUAUUUUUUUCAUUCCAAAACAUUGUUAGUGUGGUUAAAGUUUACUGGUGUUCGUGACUCAGUAUAGUUGAAUCAUGUGAUAUAAUGACUUCAAAGUUAAGUGCAAUUUUACAUGGAUAAUGUCAAUAAAAUUCGGAAAAUGCAGGAAAAAGGAGAAUAGAUGGAAUUUGAUGCAAGAGCGCAUGGCGCGACGUGGCGCUGGCCUCUACUGCUAUCGGUCGUGUUAUUGAACAUCUGCCUGCCGAGUCUCGUGUACGCUUAUGGAGUGAUAUUAGUAUAUUUGAAUGAACUACAAGUGCCAAUCUGGCUUGGGCUCUCCACUCCAGCAAUUUAUAUACUCACCUACAAUCUUACACAAUGUUGGUGCAGGGAAGCAGCAGAUUCUUGGGGCGGGCCUGUCGGCUACCGAGUCAUGGCGGCUCUAGGCCUAGUCAUGGUCGUGGUGAGCCUGCUCGUCUGCGCAUUCAUUCCAUUACGGGCGCAGCCAUUGGUGUACGGAAUCCUCGGAGGAUUUGGGUCAUCACUUAUAUCAGCUCAAGUGGAUGCAGUAGUAUUUGACACCUACGAUUCGCGACUGGGAAUCAUCCGAGGAGUAUGUUACGCCGGCCAAGCAGUCGGACAGUCUCUUUUCCCUCACAUCAUAGCAGCACUGAUAGACGCGUAUGGAUAUUCUUUCUCAUACAUAGUGCUCGCUGGCAUAAUCCUGCAGACGUUACCAGCUAUUAUGUUACUGAGAGUCGACGAAACUAUAAGCAGGCCAAUUUCCUUCUCUAGAUACAGCGAUGUGGCCAAAACAUACGCGGUAUUCAGUAAUGAAGGCAUGGACAAGAACUUUUACACGACUGAGUUGCAACUACAUGACAUGAGCCAAAAAUGUUGGAAAAGUCCUUCAGAUGAUAACCUGCACAGGGAACCAGAUUUUACUAGUGAUUUUGAUGACGAAGGCGAUAUAGUCGCCACAAUUACGCCACCACCUAGUCCAGAAGAAAAGAGAAGAAAUAUAUUUGGCGUAGAAAUACUUCCAGAAAUUCCGGAGGAGAGUGAGGAAAGUGAAAGUGAGGAGCCUUCAGAAAAAGAUAAGAAUUCAACUAUGAAUAAAAAGCGACUUAGUGUUGCUAUCAAGAGACUGAGUACAUUAGGCGAUAGUUUUGAUGAUUGUAUAUCCAAACAAACAAGACGCGACUCGCAAACUGAUGGUGACAGUAUUGAACAAAAGGAGUAUUCUGAGGUCGAAGUAACUUAUGAGACCGUAUCGCCAGUAACAGAUAUCCAAAGAGAAAAAAUAUUUAAUUCAUUUAGUUUUCGUUGUCAGUCUGCCUAUGCCAGUAUGAGAAGAAGAAUAUGGAUGCCUUCGUAUAGAGUUUAUACGUUACGAAGAAGACUGACAUUUUUCAUGUAUAACAUAAAUGAUACGUUUAUCAAGCCUUUGACAAGAUCCUUAACAUGUUGGAAGUUUUAUCCGUCAUUACUGUUGUAUUUCUCUCGCCUAAGCUUAACGUCGGUGACAAUGGUAUCGUUAUCAAUGAUUGCUUCUGAAAUGCAUCCAAAGAUAUCAAUUUCUGAUGCGAACUUCUUAAUGACAUUAUACGGAUUUACGUGGAUAUGUUUCUUGUUGAGUACACCGUGGCUGGCUCAAACGCCCAAAAGGAAUUUUAAGUACGUCGCACUCAUUGGCUUAAUCAUUUCAUCAUUAGGAUGCUUUGUCUUAGCAGACGCAGACAACCAUGACUCGUUCUCUAUUGGCUGCGUGAUAGCCGGUUUUGGAUACGGAGCAAUAUCUUGUUGCUGGGAGACAGCUGUCCAAGACUUCGUAGGUGCCAGAAAGUGGCCGAAACUCCACAGCCCUCUAGAAACGAUCUCGGGUACUCUACUAGCUGUAUUUGUAUUUGGAAUAUCUUUCAUUGUCGAUCAUGAAAGAGGAUUACAGUUUGCUAUGUUUAUUUUAGCCAUAAUAUUAUCUAUUAUAAGUUUUCUAUGGUUAAUAAUAGCGGUGACGUAUAUCUACAGAACGAAAUUGAAAUCCGUAAGGAUAGGAAAGCGAUGGAUGUUUUAAAAUGACUAUGAGUUUCGACUCUUUUGUGUUGUGGAACAAUUUCUUCAAUCAUUAAGCUCGUGAGAUGCAGUUGUGAUAUAUAACAUUAGGCGAAUAAGUUAUUGUAAUGCAAAAUAAAUCUUUAAAUUUUAUUUUAUAAAUAA
Molecule: messenger RNA, 2261 nt
Organism: Helicoverpa zea (corn earworm)
Lineage: Eukaryota; Metazoa; Arthropoda; Insecta; Lepidoptera; Noctuidae
Exons: 5
Coding region: 226-2118 (630 amino acids)
Biological process (GO): monocarboxylic acid transport
Molecular function (GO): monocarboxylic acid transmembrane transporter activity
Source: RefSeq, a predicted model, not a curated record